Molecule: messenger RNA, 2445 nt
Organism: Parascedosporium putredinis
Lineage: Eukaryota; Fungi; Ascomycota; Sordariomycetes; Microascales; Microascaceae
Source: the annotation of a GenBank genome assembly
AUGAUCCAAGACGCGAAGAAUCACCAACAAGAUGAUGGCCUCCCAGCAGGUAACCAAGAUGGCCUUUCGAGUAGUUAUCCGAAUGGCUAUCAUACAAAUGGUGUUAUUACUCCCCCAGAAGAUGGAUCUGAAGGCGCUGUGCGAAAACGCAUUGUUGUGGUGGGCCUGGGUAUGGUCGCGAUGGCCUUUUUGCUGAUCGAGAAUCUUUACCUCAAUCCCCAGGAAUGGUACACAUCAUUCGGCGAUGACUGGCUAAACUACCACCUAAACACUCGCGUGACCCAAAUAUUACCAGAGACGAAAUGCGUUUUGACCUCUAACAACGACAUGGUGCCUUACGAUAUCCUAGUGCUCGCCACAGGAUCGGAUGCGGUGCUGCCGAAGCACACCCCCGGCUACGAUGCGAACGGUGUUUUCGUAUACCGCACAAUCGCCGACCUCGAAUCUCUCAUCGAGUUUGCCUCCAGACACAAGGGAACGGUAGGCGCGGCGGUGGGCGGUGGACUCCUUGGUCUGGAGGCUGCAAAGGCUAUGAUGGAUCUUGAGUCUUUUUCUACAGUAGCCGUCGUUGAUCGCAACGAAUAUCUCUUGGCUCGGCAACUAGACGCCGAUGCGGGCCACCUCGUCACGGAAAAGGUACGCGAGCUCGGCAUUGAGGUCAAGCACAAGAAGCGAAUAGCCAGUGUUGAUGUCGACGGCGAGAACAACGUGAUCGGUAUCACAUUCGAGGAUGGCGAGUCAAUAGAUUGUAGCUGUGUCUGCUUUGCGAUCGGGGUAAGGCCAAGGGAUGACUUGGCGGCGAGUGCUGGGAUUCAAAUUGGACCCCAAACUGGCGGGUUUGUGGUGGGCGAGGACCUUCAAACCUCGGUUCCCGAUAUAUACGCCAUCGGAGAUUGCUCGUGCUGGAAGGAUCAAACUUUUGGCAUCAUCGCGCCCGGAGUUGAGAUGGCCGACAUACUAUCCUACAACCUAACCGACGGCCGCACACAAGAACUACGCAAAUUCACGCGCAUAGACCCCAGCACCAAGCUAAAGCUCCUCGGCAUCGACGUGGCUAGCUUUGGCGACUUCUUCGCCGACCGCGAUGGACCGGCAUUUGCCAGCGGGCUGAGACGAACGCUUCCCGGAGAGCCAAAGACCUGCCACAGCGGGGCGCCUCCGGUGAAGGCGCUAACAUACAAGGACCCCUUUGGAGCUGUCUACAAAAAGUACUUGUUCACCUUGGAUGGCAAAUACGUGGUAGGCGGGAUGAUGAUUGGAGAUACUAGCGACUACGCGAAGCUUGCGCAAAUGGUGCGAAACCGUACACCUUUAGAAGUUCCCCAAGUCAAUUUAUCCUGGGCAACAAAAGUGCAGCCGAGGAUGAUGGCUCAGAUCUUCGCUAACAAGAGCACCCUCGACAGUCCGGAUGAUACUCAGGUAUGCUCUUGUUACAACGUAACGAAAGGCGACGUCGUGAAUGCCAUUCAGUCCGGCGAGUGCAAGAACCUAGCAGAUGUAAAGUCUCGCACAAAAGCAGGAACCGGCUGCGGAGGCUGUCUCCCGCUUGUUCAAAGCAUCAUUAACCGCACGUUGAAAGAUCUCGGGCGUGAAGUGUCAAACCACUUAUGCCCUCACUUUGCACACUCCCGCGUUGACCUGUACAAUAUUAUUGCCGUCAAACAGUUGCGGACUCUAGAAGACGUGAUGCGUGAGGCUGGCACUGAUCCCGAGUCCCUGGGCUGCGAGAUUUGCAAACCCACCAUCGGGUCCGUUUUCGCCAGCCUCUACAACGAGCAUGUCAUGUCGAAACGGCAGCACCAACUUCAGGACACAAACGACCGGUUCCUGGCAAAUAUUCAGCGGAAUGGCACAUUUUCAGUGGUGCCUCGCAUACCCGGAGGCGAAAUCACACCUUUCCAAUUGAUAACGAUUGGAAAGGUAGCAGAGAAACACAAUCUAUACUGUAAGAUUACCGGCGGUCAGCGCAUUGACCUAUUUGGUGCAAAGAAGCAAGAUCUGCUUCCGAUCUGGCAAGAGUUGGUGGACGCAGGGAUGGAAAGCGGCCACGCCUAUGCUAAAUCUUUAAGGACAGUCAAGAGUUGCGUCGGUUCUACCUGGUGCAGGUAUGGGAUUGGUGAUAGCGUUGGCAUGGCCAUUCGCGUGGAAGAGCGAUAUAAGAGUCUCCGCGCGCCGCACAAACUAAAGGGUGGCGUGUCCGGAUGCGUGCGGGAGUGCGCGGAGGCACAGAGCAAAGACUUCGGCCUCAUCGCUACCGAGAACGGCUUCAACAUAUUCGUAGGAGGAAAUGGUGGUGCGAAACCCCGCCAUGCGGAACUCCUUGCCAAGGAUGUGCCACCAGAGGAAGUCGUACCGCUCCUGGAUAGAUACCUCAUCUUCUACAUCCGCACGGCAGACAGACUUCAGAGGACAGCUCGCUGGAUUGAGAACCUGCCGGGGGCAUAG